Colletotrichum aenigma is the source of this 3651-nucleotide messenger RNA. It is a transcript of the gene pif1-1, whose product is annotated as ATP-dependent DNA helicase PIF1. Lineage: Eukaryota; Fungi; Ascomycota; Sordariomycetes; Glomerellales; Glomerellaceae. The transcript has 11 exons. Gene Ontology annotation, biological process: telomere maintenance; regulation of DNA-templated transcription; DNA repair. Gene Ontology annotation, molecular function: DNA-binding transcription factor activity, RNA polymerase II-specific; ATP hydrolysis activity; zinc ion binding. The record is from RefSeq and is a predicted model, not a curated record. The coding region runs from base 1 to 3651 and encodes 1216 amino acids.
AUGGUCAAGUCUAAGCCGGCCCGGGAUGCGCUGGUCGGAAACCCGCGCCCUGCAUCCCAGCAGGCGAGGCAGGCCGCGAUGGACUACAUUGACGACGAGCGCAAUCCCGUCGUGCUCGAUGAUCGGUGGACCCCCAAAUACUACGUGGUCUACAACCUGCGAGGACCUCAGGCGCACGGCAGGAAGUACGGCAUCUUCACGAACUGGAACGAUACCAAGGUCCAAACUGAAGGCUGCAAGAACAAAAACACUACUGCUUCGACUUUCGACCAGGCUAUGAAUCUUCUAGUAGAGGGGCUGGCCCUCGAGAUCGACGAUGGCUCUUUGUUGAAUUAUCCCCCGGUACAUCCAAGUCAAUCCACCGUACUCGCCCCUACACCUGCGUCGGCGCCUGCCCCGGUCAAGCGGCCGAGGGAGGAGGAGCCCGAGCCUCACCCGGAGACUUCAGCUGCCUUUUUCGUUGACUUACAUCGAUCUAAAAAGGUCAAACACGAGGGAAAUUACCAAUCUGGUACACCUCAGUCACCAAUCAUGGUGGAGGAUUAUUCCGAUCAGGAGGCAACCGAAGAGGGGCAGGAUUUCUAUGAGGCCGCAAUCAAAGGGGAGGGGGCUUUUGAGGACGAGGAAGAAGCAAUGAGAGAAGCUGAGGGGUUUAUACCUCUCAGUGGCUACUCCAGUCAAACGAACGAGUAUAUUAAACGCGAAAAUGAUCGCCGGGGAGGCGGGGAAGACCCGCCAGUCGUAGAGGAGGCCCCAGAGCUACCCCUCUGUCCUGAACAGCAGCACGCCCUGGAUCUGGCCAUGCAGGGCCAAAAUCUCUUCAUCACUGGAUCCGGCGGCUGCGGCAAAUCAGUCCUGGUGAAGGCCCUCAACAAGGCCUUCGACGCUCAGGAGAAGACCGUCUACCUCGUCGCACCCACGGGCCAGGCCGCCACAAACAUCAACGGCAGGACAACAUAUUCCUACGCCGGAUGGAGCACCACCGCCCCGGCGGAGACACUCAGGACCCUCAUCCAAGAGGCCCGUCGCAGGAGCGUGUGGGAGCGCAUCAUGGGCACCGACGUCCUCAUCAUCGACGAGAUCAGCAUGGUCGAGAGCGAGUUCUUCAACCGCCUCUCCGACGUCCUAAUUGCGCUCCGACGGGAAGCAUUCCUCCGCAGCUACCCCAAUGUCGUCGAAACCCAGACCGCGGAAUCGGUGGAGCGACCAUUCGGCGGCAUUCAGGUCAUCGCCGUCGGCGACUUUUGCCAGCUGCCCCCGGUGCUACCGUUCAGCUACUGCACUGAGGAGGUGGCGUAUGACCAGUUUGGCGGUACUUCGACGCCGUGUGGGAAGAUGGACUUCGACAAGAAAGGCAACCUGCACUUCUGUCCUCGAAACAGGGAGCACCCCAGCUUUCGGGAUGUCGAAAAAUGGGCUUUCAACUCGCGGACCUGGGAACAGUGCAACUUCCAAUACAUCCAUCUAACCAAGAUCCAUCGGCAAACCGAUGAGCGAUUCAUCACGAUGCUCCAGAACAUCCGCCUCGGCCACACAACUGACGCCGAUCUUGACGUCCUGCUGCAACCUCGCCAAGUCAGGGAUGGCAUAGCCCUGUUCAGCCAUAAGCAGAAAGCCAAGGAUCACAACAACCGGGAGCUUAACAAGCUUCCCAGCCGGCCAGAAAAAUUACUUUCCGUGGACUACCCUAGAGACCUUGGCGACAACAACGACAAGCACCGUUUCGACAAGCAAUUGACCCUCAAAGCCGGCAUGCCGGUUGUGCUGCUGGCUAACCUCGACGUCGAGAAUGGCCUCUGCAACGGCAGCCAGGGCAAGCUCCUCCGUUUCGUACGGACGCUGCACGAACACAACAAACCCAAAAUGCCCGAAGAGAAGAGUUACAAGGGAGACCACUACGCCUACGAGCUCGCAUGCGCUAGAUACGACCAAAUGACCGACUACAUCAAUGGCGCAUCAGGCGUCGAGGGUUUCCCCGAAGUCAUAUUCGCAAACGGCCAGCGACGCGUCAUCGUGCCUUACUGCAACAUGCACGACAUCGAAACAGCGAUGGAGCAAACCCCCCACGGGUCGAGGAAGGUCCUCACGGGGUACUCGGCGCGCACGCAAAUCCCCCUCGUCCCGGGCUGGGCCAUGACCAUCCACAAGAGCCAGAGCCUGUCGCUCGACCGCGUCAUCGUCAACCUGGAGGACGUCUGGGACGGGAGGCAGACGUACGUGGCCCUGAGCCGCGCGCGAUCGCUCGGCGGUCUCAAGGUCAUCGGGAACAAGGCCAAGAUGAGGAGGACGCUGCCGCUGGACCCCGAGUGCGACGGCAACCCUAUCCAAUGCUCAGCAUGCAAAUACCGGGAGUCUGAUUGUGAAUACGUACACGCCCCGAAUAAUCGCAAACCCCCGAAGAAGGAAUACGUGGCUGCGCUGCAGGCUCGUGUGAAGAGCCUUGAAGCCGAACUCGCCCGAUUGCGGGGCUCCGGUGAGGGCGGUGACUUUGCCCACGCUGCUGAUACCGAACCCCGGGAAGCCGGCGACGAAGAUGAACGGAUGUCACCGGAGUCCUCGACCAGUCACGGCACAUCCGGGACAAUGUCAGUGGCGAUGGAAGAAGUCACUGAUAUCCUCGGGCGCUUUGCGAUUGGGGAUGGCGGGGAGCUCUGUUACUUUGGCUCCCGGAGCAAUUUGAACCUCUUGAGGAGCGCGACGAUCCGCUCAACGUCGAACAUCGAGAUGCAGCACAGAGGCUAUGAGGCUGCCAAGACCCAAGUGGGACUCGUUGUAGUGUCCCAAGACCUUCAGACGCACCUUCUGGACUUAUUUUGGAAGUGGCAGAACUCGUGGCAGUACAUCGUUUGCAAAGCGCCCUUUCUGCAGGAUCUGAGCAGCCACCCGGGCAGCCCCUUCGGGCGAUUUUGUUCUCCUGCCCUAUUUUACGCCAUCUUGGCACUUGCUUCGAGGUACACCGACGAUGUACGUGUCAGGACUAACCCGAGCGACGCAAAUACCGCGGGAGAUGCAUUUGCGGCCCAGGCCCGGGUAAUGCUGCACUAUGAGUGUGAAGCGCCAAACCCGACCACCGUCCAGGCUUUAGCCUUGACGUGCUUGCGCGAGAUGUCCGUCGACAAGGAGGCCCUCGGGUGGAUGUACUGCGGUAUGUGUGUACGCAUGGCUAUGAACUUGGGUAUGCACCUGGACUGUUCGCUGUGCCUCUCGGAGGGAAUACUCAGCGCCGAAGAGGCUGAAGUGAGAAACGUGACAUGGUGGGGAUGCUACGUGCUUGAUAAGCUCUUCAACAUUGGUCUGGGGAGGCCGUCCAUGAUCCAGGCGCGGGACGUCACAGCUGAGCUGCCGAACACCUGCUGCGUGGAGGAGCUGGAACCAUGGCAAGGGGCAUCCAGCCUGGUCAAUCCCAUUUCAACCGCUGCAUCUCACAGUAUCACGAAUGCUAUCUAUACCUGCAAACUCUUGGGAGCCAUGGGCGACAUUCUCGAUGCUAUCUACACUCCGUCAGACGAUAGAACCAGGGUUCAAACCGAAAGCGUGGUGUCGGGAGGUCAUUUCAAGCUUCUCAAGGUUUUAGACGAUUUGCCCCCGUGUCUAAAAAUUUCCAAGUCCUCACGUCACCCUUCGCCUCCGCAUGUGUAUCAACUUCAGUAA